AUGCCGGUCCCCUUGAACCUCGAUUACAUCCCAGUGCCGUGGGAGCAAACGCCGAGCUAUGAUCUGAGCCAGCUUCCUGACCCUCCCGAUGAUUAUCUCUUUAUUGGGCGAAGUGUCGAUGCGAUGUGCAAAACACGGGAUCUCUCAAUCAAGGAACUUAGGAACCUUGCUAAAAUCUGGCUAUGGGGGUUUGACUAUGGUCCCGAUAGAAGGAUCCCCAUUUUGAAAGGCCUUGCCAAGGUCAACUUUUGGAUGAGACCGGAAUAUCAAUUACACAGAGUCGAGGAUUUGACCGACAUACGACGAGACAGUGGUCCUCGGCUCCUGGGGUACACAAUUACACCUACACCCUUGCCAGUCAGCCGCCAUUACCCUGCUCUUUUAUCAGAGGAUGAGAUGCGGCAGCUUGGAGCGGAAAAUUAUCGCCGCCCAGCAGAUGCCCCCUCGCAUGUGCCAGACCAUCACAUAUUUCAAUUUCUAUUGCCUCCAAAUCCGCCCCCCGGAGCUAUUCCAGAUGCUGCUCAGACUGGUGGAGAUCAAGUGGCACCAGGGCCAAGUGUACCAACAGCACCAGGUGUCCCGUCGUCGCAGAAACAGUCAAGUUAUUCACCCGGUUUCAACCCCAAUCCCAUCCGAGAGGCAAUUGAAAAGGUCAUGGUCAAGUUUUGCUACAAAGACCUGGAGAGGCACCCCCAUGCACCGAGCAAGGAGCCUGUGGCUACCCGAACCGCUACCUCUCGCAGUGAUCUGGGUAUUGUGCAAGUUGGUACCCACACCACAGUUUCGGAAUUGCGAUUGAAUCCGGUAACGUUCGAGUUUGACCCGAACGGGCUAUUGUUUCCAUAUCGUGGUCGUGGUCCCGUUUGGGCCGAUGGGUCGUGUUCCAUAGAUACGACCAUCGUGAUCGGCAUCUUGACCAUGGCCGGUUGUACCAACAUUGACCGAAAUGAGGGCAGAGAAGGACAGUUCAGCGAAAUUGAAAGGGCCUUCAUCCAAGUGACAAACAUGAAUUGGGACGCCUUUGACGAUAAAGUGUCGAUUGAACUUCGCCAUGCCUAUUACAAUCUGCUCUGUGACCAUGUUCCCGACAUCAAACGCGGCGAGCUCGUUCCGAUUUGGGCAACUUGGGCUGAAUCGACCAGAAGCUUUGCGCAAUUUCACAUCCACUACACCGAGACGGCGGCAGAUCCAUGCAUGCAUUGUGGAUAUCUGGAGGAGGGAGAAUUGCGACGGCUGGGAGAAGGCCUGGUUCCAUACCCGGUGCCUGGCGAUGAAACUGGUGUUAAGAUGUCGAAAUUAUGGGAGCGGGCUUGGCAUCCAAACCCUGUUUCUUACAGCUGUGCUAAAUGCGGUGCUCCAGAUGGACCACGACGACACAGAAUCGUGACUCAGCUUCCUUCUCGCUUAUGUUUCAGCACACCUGAGAAUUCCAAAGUUCUGAACCAUACCGAGAACCAGGUACUCACGUACAAGGACAUCAACGGAAAUAUACAGACAGCGCUUUAUCGUUGGCUCGGUGGAGCUUAUUAUUCUCCGAAUCAUGUUCGGGUCUACUGGAAUGACAGCGAAAGAGGCGAGUUUGACCUUGGUAACCUCCGCCGAUACGACGGUGAACACGCAGGAGGAGUCAUCAUCGGUAAUGUUGCGCCUCACGCACUCGAUGACCGCGUGCCACCGGACUGGACUGCCCGUGGUCUUCCUCUGGUAAUCUACGAGCGGAUCAUCGACCCAACCCCGGACAUGUUGCAUGCGGCAUUGGAGGCUAUCAACGAUAUGUGCGACUGCGUCGUGGAUGGCAAGUCUUUCCUGAUUCAGCACUAUCCUUGGUUCCCAGAGGCACUGGAGCGCAGGUCGCCUUUCCUACCCCUGGAGCGUAUCUUACCAGUCACCGGCGAGCGGUACUAUGAGAAGACCCUCACUCCACAGCCUGACGUGCAACAGAAACCCACGGACCCGAACCAAAUCGUCGCCGAUCAGAUCGCCGAAUGGCAGAUGCAAGGGACAUCAUUCGACUUCGCCGACAAUCCGGACGACACACCCAUGACCCUGGACCCAGGCGCCCUCCAGCGCUUGCAAACCGGCGAAAAUCUGUUCAGCUCGCUCAAUGAAGGCCCUGACAACCUCAUCAAUCACCCCGAAAUGUGGCCUGAGGCUGGCCUCCCUCAAGAGGGCGGUGCAUCGAACUUCCCCAAUCUCCCUAAGACUCCGGUGAUACCCGGCGCGCCGCGAAGCCCGUAUUGGAAUUGGGUCAACUUGUCCCCCAAGAACAGAUCUGGCGCCAAUGCGCUCAAGGCGAAGGGCGAGAAAGAGGAGGAAAUGGUGACGGUCGUGAAUAUUCGUGAUGACUACCUCACGGGCCCAUCGCCCUACCGGCUGUGCAAGGUUCCUGUCACGUCUAUCCGGGCUGCGAUGCGGCGACUUAGUGAGAAGCAGAGUCAGAGCCCGCCGAAGAAGCGGAAGUCACGAUUGGAAGAAAUCAAGGAUGAUGAAGCUCCGCGCAUGAGGCGGACCAGACAGAAGGCUGCGAAGUGA
Messenger RNA from Penicillium daleae, 2532 nucleotides. RefSeq lists its product as uncharacterized. The transcript has a single exon. The coding region runs from base 1 to 2532 and encodes 843 amino acids. The record is from RefSeq and is a predicted model, not a curated record. Lineage: Eukaryota; Fungi; Ascomycota; Eurotiomycetes; Eurotiales; Aspergillaceae.